Molecule: messenger RNA, 3204 nt
Organism: Peniophora sp. CBMAI 1063
Lineage: Eukaryota; Fungi; Basidiomycota; Agaricomycetes; Russulales; Peniophoraceae
Source: the annotation of a GenBank genome assembly
AUGGAGGCUCUUCUCGACUUCACGAGGGAGUUCGAUCCCCAGCUCCUUGACCAAGUCGUCCAGGCACUCUAUACUGGCGCUGGAGGGAAAGAUCAACAACUCGCACAACAAGUGCUCACGCAGUUCCAAGACAGCCCGGAUGCAUGGACGCGCGUUCCGGACAUCAUGGAGCGGUGCACAUUCCCGCAAACGAAGUUCAUCGGAUUGGCGAUCCUCGAGAAACUCAUCAACACGCGGUGGAAAACGUUGCCGGAAGCUCAGCGCCAAGGCGUCCGGAAUUUUGUCGUCGGGCUCACUGUGAAGGUCGCGUCCGAUGAGGCUACUCUUCGCAAAGAGAAGACCUACGUCGGCAAACUCAACUUGGCGCUGGUGCAGAUUCUCAAGCAGGAGUGGCCACAUAACUGGCCGACAUUCAUCCCCGAACUCGUGGAGUCCUGCAAGACGAACCUAUCUCUCUGCGAGAACAACAUGGUCAUUCUCCGUCUGCUCUCCGAAGAAGUCUUUGACUACUCUGCCGAGCAAAUGACGCAGUCAAAGAUCAAGAACCUCAAGAACCAAAUCAGCGGCGAGUUCUCCGAGAUCUUCAAGCUCUGCACGGAGAUUCUGGAGGAGGCGUCGAAGACAUCGCUCGUUAAGGCGACUUUGGAGACUCUGCUGCGCUUCUUGAACUGGAUCCCGCUAGGGUACAUCUUCGAGACCACCGUGGUCGACAUUCUUAUCACGCGGUUCCUUGAAGUACCAGACUUCCGAAACGUGACGCUCAAGUGCCUUGCGGAGUACGACCCCAAGUUUGUGGCGCUCUUCCAAGCGGUCAUGACGGCCGUGAACCGCAUGGUACCACCAAACACGAACAUUGCGCAAGCUUACGCCCACUCGAACGACGCUGGGCAGGAGUUCAUUCUCAACCUCGCUAUCUUCUUGUGCAACUUCCUGCAAAACCACUUGCGGACGGUCGAGACAGAGCAAACACAAGAUGUUCUGCUGAACGCGCACCUGUACAUGGUCAAGAUCUCGCAGGUGGACGAGCGCGAGAUCUUCAAGAUUUGCUUGGAGUACUGGAUCAAGCUGGUUGCAGAGCUGUACGACGAGAUCCAGAGCUUGCCAAUCGGCGACUCAGGAUUGCUCAUGGGGUUGAGUCUUGGUGGUUCGAACGGCGCGAUGCUCAAUGGAGUCUCCCUCCGGAAGAACAUCUACUCUGACGUUCUAUCGAACCUACGGCUUGUCGUCAUCGAGAAGAUGGUCAAGCCCGAAGAGGUUCUCAUUGUCGAGAACGACGAGGGCGAGAUUGUGCGCGAGUUCAUGAAGGAGUCCGACACCAUCGUGCUCUACAAGUCGAUGCGCGAGUUGCUGGUCUACCUUACGCACUUGGACGUCAUGGACACGGAGACAAUCCUGUCCGAGAAGCUUGCCAAGCAGGUGGACGGCUCCGAGUGGUCGUGGAAUAACCUUAACACGUUGUGCUGGGCCAUUGGUUCUAUCUCAGGAGCAAUGAACGAGGAUAACGAGAAGCGCUUCCUAGUCAUCGUCAUCAAGGACCUCCUCGGCUUGUGCGAGAUCAAGCGCGGCAAAGACAACAAAGCCGUCGUCGCGUCGGACAUCAUGUACAUCGUCGGACAGUACCCUCGCUUCCUCAAGGCACACUGGAAGUUCUUGAAGACGGUUGUCAACAAGCUCUUCGAGUUCAUGCACGAAACCCAUGAGGGUGUGCAGGAUAUGGCGUGCGAUACGUUCAUCAAGAUCGCACAGAAGUGUCGGCGACACUUCGUCAUGCAGCAAAGUCAAGAGGCGGAGCCCUUCGUUGACGAGAUUCUGCGCUCGCUCCAUCGAAUCACCAUCGACCUUUCGCCUCAGCAGAUCCAUACGUUCUACGAGGCGGUUGGAUAUAUGAUCUCCGCGCAGCCCAAUAAGCCUCAGCAGGAGAAGCUCAUCGCCAAGCUCAUGGAGAUGCCCAACAACGCAUGGGAGUCCCUGAUCCAGCAAGCAGGCCAGAACGCCAGCGAGACACUCGAAAACCCGGAUAACCUGCGCAUCCUGGCCAAUGUUUUGAAGACCAACGUCGCCGCCUGCACGUCCAUUGGCAGCUUCUUCACGCCGCAGAUUGCACUCAUCUACGUGGAUAUGCUCGGACUGUACCGCCUCGUUAGCGGCAUCAUCAGCGAGACCGUGCAAAAAGAUGGAUUGAUCGCCACCAAGACGCCUAAAGUCCGCCACCUGCGCACUGUCAAGAAGGAGAUUCUGCGCCUCGUCGAGACGUACAUUCGCAAAGCCGAGGAACUUGAGACGCUUUCGCGCGACAUGGUUCCCAUGUUGCUCGAGACGAUCCUUCUCGACUACUCCAGCAACGUCCCGGAUGCGCGCGACGCCGAGGUUUUGAAUGUCAUGACCACCAUCACCUCUCGUCUAGGGAACCUGCUUACGCCUCAAGUGCCGGCGAUUCUGGAUGCCGUGUUUGAGCCGACGCUCAACAUGAUCAAUCAGGACUUCUCUGAGUUCCCGGAACACCGCGUCGGUUUCUUCAAGCUCUUACGGGCUAUCAACCUCAACUGUUUCCCCGCGUUACUCGCUCUACCGCCGGCACAGUUCAAGUUGUUCAUGGACAGCAUCGUAUGGGCAAUCAAGCACGUAACGCGUGAUAUCGCCGACAUCGGUCUCAACUUGUCUCUCGAGAUCAUCAACAACUUCGCCAACGCCGACCCGGCCGUCGCCAAUAGCUUCUUCCAGCAGUACUACUUGGCCGUGCUGCAGGACACGUUCUUCGUCCUUACGGACGCCGACCACAAGUCUGGUUUCAAGCUCCAAGCGCUUCUGCUUGCGCGCAUGGUACAACUUGUCGCGACGGACCAGAUCAAAGCGCCGUUAUUCGAUCCAGGCGUUAUCACAGACGCGAACAUGACGAACGCUGCAUUCAUCCGGGAUUACACCGCGAACCUACUCAGGAGCGCUUUCCCUCACGCCGCAACGCAUGAUAUCAUGACGUUCACCGUCAACCUCUUUGAGUUCCACAGCGACGUGAACCGCUUCAAGCUGGCCCUACGUGACUUCCUGAUCCAGCUCAAAGAGUUCUCGGACGAUACCGCGGAGCUGUUCCGCGACGAGAAGGAGGCGGAGCAGGCGGCCAAGGCCCAAGCCGAGCGCGAGCAGGCGAUGCGCAUCCCCGGCAUGCUCAAACCUGAUCAGCUGGAGGACAAGGAUGAGGACAUCUAG